GUAGACCCCCUAAGCGAUCCGCGAAACCCAAGAGAAAUAAACUUUUAUGAUGUGCAGCAAGCAGCUGAACUUUUGGAUUUGCUCAAACCAUUUGUUCAGAGAACAAAUUGCAUUAAUUCACAUUGUGAAAACCAAUUUAAGAUGUCUCUUUAUUACAAGAUGGAAAAUUUGCAAAGAUCUGGAAGCAUCACUCGGGAAUGAAGCAUUGGGUUUAUGUUAUUUUACUCACGAGAAUAAAAUUCCAGUCAUCGUAGUGAUGCCAGUGGACGUACCUUUAAGUCUAAGGGAAAAAAUAACCAAAUUAGGAGCGACAAUAAUCUUGCAUGGCAGAAAUCUGAACGAUGUCGAUACGCAGGCCCGCAGUGUGGCGCAUAAGAACAAACUCGUCUAUAUCAAUAGUCGUGAUUAUGUUGACAUUCUGGCGGGAUAUGGUACCAUAGCGCUGGAAAUAUUGCAAGAUAUACCAUUGGUAGAUGCUGUCAUCGUCCCUGUCGGUACAGGAGGUCUCGCUGCAGCGAUCGCAGUAGUUAUCAAACACAAGAAGAAGAACUGCUUAAUAUACGGUGUCCAGCCAGAAGAGGCACGAGCUUUCUUUACUGCUUCGAAAAGUGAAGACGCCGCCAGGAGUUUCGUACCCGAAACGACACUUGCCAAUAGCCUAACAAUGUCAAAAGUAGGAGCCAACGCUUAUCAUAAUGCACUUCCUUUACUUGACAAAAUGUUGCUGGUAAAAGAAUCAUGGAUCGGCCAGGCUAUGUUGCAUAUGAUGGAGCACGAGCGCUACGUCGUGGAGGGUGCUGCUGCUUGCCCGCUAGCCGCAAUUAUCGGACAACUCGUACCGGAACUCAAAAAUAAAACAGUGGUGUGCAUUGUAAGCGGAGGUAACAUCGAUAGCUUCCUCUUGUCUCGUUGUUUGCAAUUUGGCAAAGCUGCAGAAGCACGUUUUCUCAAAUUUACGGUGGAAAUAACUGAUACUUCGCUAUCUCAAGCGGAUUUGUUUGAAUUGCUGCGAAAGAAGAAUUACAGCGUUAUUGACCAAACGCAAGAGCAUAGAUGGACAAACGGGGACACUUAUAAAUGUAAGCUAACGUUGCACUGCCAAACACAUGAUCUUGAACAUGCCUUGAAGCUAAGAAGACUUAUACAAAAGACCUAUCCAUUGUCUUCAGAAUUCGAAAAUGAACCCUUCGUCGACAAAAGGACUUGUGAAUGUUAUGCCUAUAGUUACACACCAUAUAUCCCCAAACCACCUGUUGAAGAUGAAGAUUAGCUCUAUCUAGAAAAAGAGACCUCCAAAAGAUCAAGUACGUCAUCUGAUACUGCGAUGGAACCCACAGAGGUGCUUAGAAAAAUGAUGAAUACUCGUAGUCUGCCUACUUUGAAUUGGUCAUGACUUUGAAAAAAUACCACUUCCGCUAGCAAAGUGAGGGUGGUAAUACUAAUUGCAUCGAUAAUGUUCUCAGUUACAAAACACAGACGGUCUCUAAAGUGACGAUUUGGUCCCUUCUACUUACUUAAUCGGAUUCCAUGAUGAAAUACAUAGUAUAUAUCCAUUAUGUUGAUUUUUUUUGGCUUCUCUCGGAGAACUGUGCCAGUGUCCAGUCCAGUCAUUGGACAAAAUACUGCCCGCGGGCCAAGCCCUGCCCGCGAAGAGCUUUAAUUCGGCCCACCAAUGUCCCUUCUAAUGCAGGAGUGUAUGGCCCUCAAAAAUAUAUCUAGACAGCCUUGUCGAUAUCACCAGCGCCAUAUAUGAGAUAUUUAUAAAAGUAUUAUGUCACCCAGUUAGAUACCUUUACAACUACCAGCCCUGGCUAGUGAC
Hyposmocoma kahamanoa is the source of this 1819-nucleotide messenger RNA. RefSeq names its product L-threonine ammonia-lyase-like. The transcript has 9 exons. Gene Ontology annotation, biological process: L-threonine catabolic process; L-serine catabolic process. NCBI's taxonomy places the organism in Eukaryota, Metazoa, Arthropoda, Insecta, Lepidoptera, Cosmopterigidae. The record is from RefSeq and is a predicted model, not a curated record. Gene Ontology annotation, molecular function: L-serine ammonia-lyase activity; threonine deaminase activity. Bases 47 to 1270 code for a protein of 407 amino acids.